Spirometra erinaceieuropaei is the source of this 1464-nucleotide messenger RNA. The record is from the annotation of a GenBank genome assembly. Lineage: Eukaryota; Metazoa; Platyhelminthes; Cestoda; Diphyllobothriidea; Diphyllobothriidae.
AUGGCGCUAGUGGCACGAGAACUGGCGCGCUACAAGGUGGAUAUCGCCGCACUCAACGAGACCCGUUUCUCCGAACAAGGUCAACUGGAGGAGGUGGGUGCCGGCUACACCUUCUUCUGGAGCGGUCGACCCAGGGCAGAGCGACGGGACGCGGGUGUCGCCUUCGCCAUUCGGAACGACAUCGUGGGACGACUGUCCUGUUUGCCGCAGGGCAUCAACGAUCGCCUUAUGAGCCUCCGCCUGCCUCUCCGGCGAGGAGGCAAGUUCGCCACCAUCAUCAGCGCCUACGCUCCGACGAUGACCAACCCCGACGCCGUCAGAGACAAAUUAUACGAGGACCUGCACGCCCUCUUGGCGACUGUGUCGAAGGCGGACAAGUUGAUUGUCCUUGGUGACUUCAACGCCCGCGUCGGCACAGACCAUACUGCCUGGAGAGGAGUGCUGGGUCCCCACGGUCUCCGCGGGUCAAACGACAAUGGUCUGCUGCUUCUCCGCACCUACGCAGUACACCGCCUCAUCCUGACGAACACCUUCUUCUGUCUGCCGGAGCGAGAGAAGGCCACCUGGAGGCAUCCUCGGUCGCGCCAGUGGCACCUGCUGGACUAUGUCCUCGUCCGGAGGCGAGAUCAGCGGGACGUGCUGGUGACGAAGGCGAUCGCGGGCGCUGACGGGUGGACCGACCAUCGCCUCGUCAUCUCGAAGAUGCGUAUUCGCCUACAGCCUCGCAGGAGACCACAAGGUAAGCGACCCCCAGGUAAACUGAAUGUCACUUUGUUUUCUUUGCCCGCUCACCGUCUUUAUUUCAGCAAUGAGCUAGCUCAAAGGCUAGACAACCUUCCUAUCGCUGCCGCCGCUAACGACACCGCCGCUGCCGAGAACGCCUCCGUAGAGAACCGCUGGUGUCAACUGCGAGACACGGUCCAGUCGACGGCGCUCGCCGUCCUCGGUCGCGCUCCCCGCCAACACCAGGAUUGGUUCGACGACAACGACGCUGCCAUCAGAAAUCUGCUAGUUGAGAAGAACCGCCUACACAAAGCCUACGUAGAUCACCCCAUUGAUGCCACCAAAGCUGCCUUCUACCGCAGUCGCGGCCAACUUCAACAACGACUGCGCGAGAUGCAGGACGCCUGGACUGCUCGCAAAGCUGAGGAGAUCCAAGGCUACGCGGACCGCAACGAAUGGAAGAACUUCUUCUCUGCGAUCGAAGCUGUCUACGGUCCACCGACGAAGGGCACUGCUCCUCUCCUCAGCGCCGACGGCAACACUCUCCUGACUGAGAAGACGCAAAUCCUGCAGCGAUGGGCCGAGCAUUUCCGAGGCGUCCUCAGCCGCCCCUCCGUCAUCUCCGACGCCGCCAUCGAGCGUUUGCCACAAGUGGAGACCAACGCGGACCUCGACCUCCCGCCAUCUCUCCAGGAGACCAUCAGGGCCGUGCAGCAUCUCUCCAGCGGGAAAGCACCCUGA